Messenger RNA from Rhipicephalus microplus (southern cattle tick), 774 nucleotides. RefSeq names its product glutathione S-transferase 4. Gene Ontology annotation, biological process: glutathione metabolic process. The record is from RefSeq and is a predicted model, not a curated record. Lineage: Eukaryota; Metazoa; Arthropoda; Arachnida; Ixodida; Ixodidae. Gene Ontology annotation, molecular function: glutathione transferase activity.
UUCAGCGAAAUCAGACGCCAGAUAGCUUUAUCGUCACCAUAGACGAACAUGCCUGUCUUACUGUACAACCUUGUGGGGAGCCCAUCGUGCGGCUUCGUUCGCUGCUUGGCGAAAGAGCUUGGCGUUCAGCUAAGCCUCAAAGACGUCGAUUUCGGCAAGGGAGAACAGUGCUCAGCGGAGUACCUCAAGAUCAACCCUUUCCACAAAGUGCCUGCGAUUAACGACAACGGCUUCAUCGUCUACGAGAGCACUGCCAUCGCCUACUACCUACUUCGGAAGUAUGCUCCGGAUUCGCAGCUCUAUCCAAACUGCAUUCAGACACGCACUCGCAUCGACCAGGUGCUUGCAGCAGUAAAUGGCAACAUAAAUCCUAACCUGGGCGCUUUUCUGCAUCCUCGAUGUGUUCAAAAAACGAAACACAGUGCUGAUGAGCUCAAGGCCUGCGAAGAAAAAGUAGUAAAGGUUCUGGAGCGCCUCGUUGGAGAAAGCAAAUUCGCCGUUGGUGACAAGAUCACCCUUGCUGACCUCUGUCUGUUGGGUCACAUCAUUUUCUGUCUCGAGAUUCCUUGCGUCAACAAAGCAAAGUACCCAAAGCUUACAGCAUAUUACGAGCGUGUCAAGACAUCAUUGCCCUACUUUGAUGAAAUUUACGGGCCUGCCCUUGCCCUAAUCAAGACGUUGUGGGACAGGAUGAAGUGAGCACGUCCCAGUGCGACCUUCGAAAGAGAAGCACACGAUGGAAUUUAAUGAGUAAAUAUGUGUUGUUCUCUUAUU